Salarias fasciatus (jewelled blenny) is the source of this 2296-nucleotide messenger RNA. Its product is annotated as ubiquitin-conjugating enzyme E2 R1-like. The transcript has 6 exons. The record is from RefSeq and is a predicted model, not a curated record. The coding region runs from base 56 to 808 and encodes 250 amino acids. NCBI's taxonomy places the organism in Eukaryota, Metazoa, Chordata, Actinopteri, Blenniiformes, Blenniidae.
UGGUUUUGCCCCCUUGUGCUGUGUCUCGUCUGUUUGCCCCCAGCCGAGGUGGAUCAUGGCUCAGCGCGUGUUUUAUCCCGCCAGUUCGAGGGUGACUCUCAAGCAAGAGCUGAAGAACCUCCAGGACGAGCCCGUGGAAGGCUUCAGGAUAACUUUGGUGGACGAGUCAGACAUGUACAGCUGGGAGGUGGCGAUAUUCGGACCCCCAGACACGCACUACCAGGGGGGCUACUUUAAGGCCCAGAUAAGGUUUCCCGUCGACUACCCCUAUUCUCCACCGUCGGUACGAUUCCUCACCAGCAUGUGGCACCCCAACAUCUAUGAGAGCGGGGAGGUGUGCAUCUCUAUCUUGCAUCCACCAAUCAAUGAUUCACAGAGCGGCGAGCUGCCCUCGGAGAGGUGGAACCCCACACAGAAUGUCAGGACCAUCCUGCUCAGUGUCAUCUCGCUGUUGAAUGAGCCCAACACGGAUUCUCCGGCCAACGUCGACGCCUCACUAAUGUAUCGCAAGUGGAAGGACAGCAAGGGCGCUGACAAUGAAUAUGCUGAAAUUAUCAGGAAGCAAGUGCAGGCGACCAAACUUGAAGCAGAGCGAGAUGGCGUCACAGUUCCCCUCACUUUGGAUGAAUACUGCCUGCGCAAUCGCGCGCCAAUCCCAGAAGAAGGCUCCAGUUUCCUAUAUGACGACUACUAUGACGAGGAGGAAGAUGAGGAUGGCGGUGGGGAUGAGAUGGUUCUCGAGCACCCCAGUGACAGAACGAUCAACCUCUGCAGUGAUGACUAUGACUCGGGCACUGCGGAGUCCUGACUACGCCAUCAUUUACCCUGAUCGUUGACCGAUGAUGUUUCUGUCAUUUUUUGCAGGGUGAAGACUGGUGUCCAGGCCAGACUAACCUUCUUGGCUCACCACCCUGCAGCCUUCGUCACAAACACUAAUGACGGGUGACCUGGACGCACCGGGGAAUGGAUCACCUGCUGCUGUUGACAAAUUCCAGUUACUGUAAAAAUAUACAUCAAUAAAUGCAACAGAAAAAAACAAACUAUGCAGACGGUGCUUGAAAUUAAUACACGGUGUUUCGAAUGUGGUAAAAUUCAGUUAAUGAUUGCCUCAGGGGUCUUACUUCUCUACAUUUAACUCUUCCUAUUCAAACAUGCUGGAAACAGUGGACUGCCACCGUAUGGAGCCCAGAUGUUGAAGUGGCAAUGCAGUGGUAUUCAAACCUGUGAAGUUCUUUACCUAAGUCCACUUCUCUUACCUCUAGACCACUGAGUCUUGCUACAUUUUUAAAAGCCCCUUGUGCAGGUAUGGAGCGAGCGUGUCUUCUUUUCAAGUCGAAGCUGCAUAUCUGUCUAAGAUUCCCACAAACCGUAGCACCAGUUUCCAGAGCUGGAUAGUUGCAUUGUUGAGCCAUCUUAACUCACCUGAAUAAGUGAAAUGUUUAGCUUCAGAAGGAGCUCAGGCAGCACUGUGAGUGAUUCAGGAGAAUGAAUACUGGCCUGAUGAAUAUGUAGACCAAACAUGGUUUCCGUUGUGUGGUCUGCUGUACGCUGUCAGGCGCUCCGCAGUCCGACUUGUGCUCUGCUGCAAGGCCAAAGACAAGCCUCUCAGUAUCACUGCAGCUUGCUAUCGUGUCUGUCCAAUCAUGGUUUUAUGAGAUGUGCUGGAAAAAAAUGUGGAGUAGAAACAUAGAGUAGGAAUGGUACUUUGACUGGGUUUCUCUUUCAGCAUCAACAAGAGAAUGUGGUUCUGCAGCAUGGUGUCUGUGGUUGUAGAUAUGCCGUUAAGGUUAUCACUGAAGUUAUUAAAAAGAAAAAAACUUUAUUCAUCUGAAACUGUCUAUUGUCACUGGGUUGAGGAUUUUAUUGGACAUCUUUCUGUUAUUUCUGGAUUGUGGGAGUGCGAUCCAUUGUUUGACAAUGUUAUGUAGGACAAUUAAAUGUUCAAACUAACACAAAUUCUGACAAAAUAAUAGAACCAAGGCCACAUGACAUCGGCUGGAUCACACUGAGCACAUCAUAAAUCGCCAACAUGUACUUUCCUAUUAUCCAUUGUAUGGCCUGCAAAAGAUUCUUCCCAGAAUGAGGGGAGUUAUUCUUUAACAAAGAACAAUCUAAAUGGCUGCUUUGAACAUUUUUCAUGUCCCUCUUCUGACCAAAGUUUUCUGAUCAUGGAUUGACAGCAAAAUAACUGGAUUAGGCCAAAACCCACCAGUCUCUAGAAAAAACCUCAGGGAAAAAUAAGACGCCAAACAAAGGGUUUACUAUCUGGGUGAACCUGAUUGGACGUCUGACUGUU